Messenger RNA from Daphnia carinata, 1064 nucleotides. Its product is annotated as 2-oxoglutarate and iron-dependent oxygenase domain-containing protein 2-like. The record is from RefSeq and is a predicted model, not a curated record. Gene Ontology annotation, molecular function: oxidoreductase activity, acting on paired donors, with incorporation or reduction of molecular oxygen; L-ascorbic acid binding; iron ion binding. Lineage: Eukaryota; Metazoa; Arthropoda; Branchiopoda; Diplostraca; Daphniidae. The transcript has 5 exons. The coding region runs from base 49 to 1062 and encodes 337 amino acids.
GUUUUGACUUGUCGGUUCAGUUAUGAGACGAGGAAUCCACAUACAAAUAUGGCAAGAAACUAUACAAUGAACUACGCUAGAUGUAAAUGUUUUUUGGAAUCGAAUGUGUACCUAAAAAGUUACGGUUUGCAUGUUUCAUUCAAAUCAGAAAAGCAAUUCGAAGAUUGUUACGGGAAAAGGUUGUCGGAAAUGGGUUGCACUGAUUUUAGACCAGUCGUUCACGAAAUAAAAGAAGAAUUGGAAAGGAGGAGGAGAAUACCCUAUGAAUCAAUGGAGAGAGCUAACUAUAUUAAAGCUAACUACAAGCCCCUUCAUCCAGAUAUUUUUGAAUUACAGGAUGCAUUUCUACAUCGAGAUGUGGUUAAGUUACUGUGUUGUAUUAAAGAAGGAAGUAUUGAUAAGGCUGCUCUAGGUCUCCGAUACAGAACACAUGGAGUUGAUGUGUUCUCCUUUCCCAUAUUUACCUUGGAAUUUUGCAAUAAAUUAAUUUCAGAAGUCGAUCAUUUUAAUGAGACUUCCAUGCCCAAGGGAAGGCCAAAUAGCAUGAACAACUACGGUGUCCUCCUUGAUGAAUUGGGUUUAAAUGAAGGGUUGUUGACACCUCUAAGGAAACAAUAUUUGGAGCCUAUUAGUCAGUUUCUUUUUCCUGAGAAAAAAGUGACGGAGUUUGACUCACACAAAGUGUUUACUGUUAAUUACGAAGAGAAUAAGGAUACCGAACUUGCUUUCCAUUUUGACAACUCAGAGGUGACUAUCAAUGUCUGUCUUUUGGCAAACUGCGAAGGCGGAGAACUCUUUUUUGGCACACCUGGCAGCGAUAACGGAUUUGGCUACACUCAUGAGGCAGGAAACGCCGUGAUUCAUCGAGGGUCUGCGUUUCAUUGUGUUUUGCCGCUGUUAUCAGGUCGCCGAGUAAAUUUGGUAAUGUGGAUGCGCUCCUCACCAGUUCGUAAUUUAACGUGUCCCAUGUGCAGAAGAACGCCCGACCUAGAGCCUAUGGAAAAUGGAUGGGGAGAUGGUUUCCUCGUUGCCAAUGAACACUCGGCGAACAAGGGAACUUAAAA